This is a messenger RNA of Bombus pascuorum, 711 nucleotides long. It is a transcript of the gene Ufsp1, whose product is annotated as ufm1-specific protease 1. The record is from RefSeq and is a predicted model, not a curated record. NCBI's taxonomy places the organism in Eukaryota, Metazoa, Arthropoda, Insecta, Hymenoptera, Apidae. Bases 2 to 667 code for a protein of 221 amino acids. The transcript is spliced from 3 exons.
GAUGACCGUCGAUUAUUCGAGCGAUUUAUUGAGAAACGUUCACCGUGAUAUCCCUGCGCCGGAAGUCGGUCAAAGUUUCUUCGUUCAAGGGGAUUACGAGUAUUGGCACUAUGGUUGCGAUGGUUUUAACGAUAAGGGUUGGGGAUGUGGAUAUAGAACUCUGCAAACAAUAUGCUCGUGGGUUAUAAGGAACCGGAACUUGGACCAAACCGUCCCAAAUAUCAAACGUAUACAGGAAGUACUCGUCACGCUGGAUGAUAAGGAACAAUCAUUUAUUGGAUCCAGGGAGUGGAUAGGGAGUUUCGAAGUAUGCCUUGUAUUGAAUCACUUGUACGAGGUUCUCAGUAAAAUCGUGCAUGUUCCAAAUGGUAGAGCCUUGCGGGACCAAGUUUCAGUUAUCAAGGGUCACUUCGAGGAAUUCGGUAGUCCAAUCAUGAUGGGAGGAGAUAGGGAUUGUUCAAGUAAGUGCGUUGUAGGAAUCCAUGAGGGUGCAAACAACAUCUAUUUGUUAAUCGUGGAUCCGCAUUUCGUUGGUCGAGCAACAGGAACAGAACAAUUAGAGAAUUAUCGUUGGGUGAAAUGGCAACGUUUGGAUGAUUUCGUUGGCAGCUCCUUUUACAAUCUCUGUUUACCUCAGAUCAAGUUUAUAAGUGGAUACAAUAAAUAGUAUACUGUAUAUACAUGUAAAUAUAUCUGCAUUUUCCAUAAUUA